UGUGUGUCCACGCCAUAGAGCGAGCACACAAACACACACAGAGCGAGCAUCCAGGUCCCACAUCCUGGUACUUUUCAGCGUUGUCAAGGCAGCCUCAGAGCACGGCUGGCUGGCGGAAAGUAGCUGCAGUGUCCUGGCAAAAUAUCUGUCCAAAAACGUUCACAAAACUGUCCCGGAAAGUUAGGUGUAACUAAAAGGACACCUGCAUACCGAUGUGAUGUCUGAGAGUUUUGGAAGCUGCUCUGCAGAGCAAAAACACCUACUGCAGCAUCACAUAGGAGGACACCAUGUAAGUUAGAGGCAGUGAGGAUUCUGGACUGAGGGGAUGAAUUGAAUCAGCGUGACAAAAGAAGAGCCAACCGCUACUGUUGGAUGUGAACUGAUGGGCAGUCCAAGCUAGAGAUAGCAUGCCAACUGCGAAAGGUAAAGGUGGUUCAAUGUCCCACCGCUACCGGCCUGCUGCAGAAUAUGAUGACGCCACCCUCGCCCAAAAGAGAGAAUACUGGAGAACCAAGAAACGAGAACAGAGAGCCAGACUGUCAGAGCAGAGAGGAAAGCCAACAGAAGACAGACAAGGAGAAAAGCUCCUACAUCUAAAUGCCCCUGCAGUGGCGAAUUCCAGUUUAUCCGGCUCCUUUGCUGCAUUCUCAUCUCCUUUGCAGAAUAAUGAUGAGUCAUACAACACAGUCUCUCCGGCAUCACAGAGUGGAAAUACAGUGCGGGACAGGUCAGUUGAAGUCACUGAGAGCCAAAAGGAAAAGUGGCUUCAGACAAUGAAACUCAACAAGGUCUUGCCUCCGUUGCCAGCAUCAUGUUCCAUCUCAGCCAAAGCUGCUGGGCGCAACACAGCUACAGUGAAAUGCCUAACAGCAAGGGGUGCUGUGGGCAGAGCCGUUACCUCACCCACACCCACUGGAACCCAGCUGAACACCAGUUCCUCAGUGCCUCCAGUCAGAGUGACCAGAAUUACCAAUGGCAGCUCCACUAAAACAACACCUCAGCGAUGUGUGUCUAUGCAGGGCGCAUCUGUCCGCAAAACGCAACAUAAGACACAAGUUGCACUACACAUUCAGCCCAAACUCUCACCCACCAAUGUGACCACAGGUAUGAUUCUUGUGUCUUCUCCAUGUGUCCCUGUUGCUAUUAAAACAGAGGGCAUAACGGCGAACACAACAACUCAAAGUGAAACAAAGAGUGCCUUGGUCACCUCGCAGAGGGCUAAAUGUGUUCGCAACUCACAACCUUCCCUGGAGUCCGAGGAGGAGAGAGCAGCCAAGCGCAGAGAGCACUGGCGGUUAAAAAAGCGAGAGCAGAGAGCAAAAAUGGCAGCUCGGAUAGCGAAAGCCAGAGAGAGGACGCAGAGCGCAGAGAUAACUUUACAGAGGCAAACAGCACAAACAACAGGAGUCGUGGGCGGCACGAUUCGCCAGCAUCUUCCAUCUCAGUCGUUUUUGAGAAGAGCAGGCCAGAAGCAGUGUCCUACUCGAGUCAAACCUUCAUUUACAUCUGCCAAAAGCGAAAAUGAUAAACUGCAAAGAGGGGCAGCAAGUUUAGCUACAGUUAACCUGCAAACACAUCAGAUAAAAGUACAUCCACAUGGGAAUAGGACGACACAGCCAGCCAUCAUAUCUGAUGUUAUUUCUGGGAAAAAGCCAGGGGAGUCGCAUAGAAAGUUUCCAAGUUAUGUACAUCUUUCUAAUGUUUCCAGAGGGAUCACACGAUGUAAAACACCUAGACAGAGGUUCAUCGAAAGCCAGAAGAAUUUCAUGAAUCAAAGAAACAUAAAAUGUAAAUCCCCGUUGCUUGCUUCAGUCUUUGGUAGCAGAAAUAUCCCCAAAAUCGACCCUAACGACACACCUGAGCAGAUAAUAGCAAAACGGAGAGAGUACUGGAGAAUUAAAAAGCGUGAACAGCGAGCUAAGCUGUCAAUGGAGGUGAAGGCUCGGUUGAAGGAGAAGGACUCUCUGAUGCGAAGACUGAAACGUUACCAGAAAAUCCUAGAGGAGAUGAGGAGGGCCAGAGCGCUGACGCAGUCCGCAGGAAGCACCCAUACCCAUGCCUCUGAGACCAUUGGAGGGUUCAUCAAAGAGGAUGGCACGGUGACCAAUAACAUUCCCCAGGUUCCUACAGAUCAUAGCACAGCAGCACACAAAAGUAAAGAAGAGUUUCAUGUAGUUUCUAAUAAUACCCCCAUCACAAAACCUCAGCAUCAACCUGAUACUAAACGGAGAGUUAUUGCCCCCAGCCAGCCCCCCCCUCCGCUCCUCCCAGCUCAGGUGAAAGUCUCUUUUCCUCUUGCUGGACAGUUGGUCAGCAAGCCUCCAAGACUACUGUCAAUCAAACCAAGGACUCAACUUGAAAGCACAAGUGUUCCUAAUUCACGCUCAUUAGGAACCCAAAAUGUUGGUCAGCUCACACUCACUCAUCCUCAAACCCCUGAAAAGGCCGUUUCUGGAGGCUCAACACCAGGGUCAAACCUUGGUUGCUGUGUCAUGAAAAUGGCCGUCUCAAGUAGAGCGUCAUCUCUAUUGGCACUCUCUCUGGAUCCAGAGUUGACAGAGGAGGAGAGGAUGGCAAAGAAGAGGGAGUACUGGAGGAUAAAGAAACGUGAGCAGCGAGCAGCUCGUGCUGCUCGGCUCAAGCAGGGUGUCUUACAAGCGAGGGCCAACGUGGCCUUACAGAGGAGGAAGGCCCAGAAGCAAGCAGCAGUAACCACUGUACCGCUGAGCAGAAGGCUUACUAAACAUACAGGAAAUGCACAAUCUCUCCCCAACAACUGUGUGCCUGUUAAACCACAUGCAAGUGAAAUAAAACAAGAGUGUGAGCCUAUGCCAGCUGUUGACCUUAAUGCUCAACCGGAACAAGCCAGCUGUCCAGAUAUCAAACCCCCAACCUCCGCAACACCACCUCCAGUGCUGCAGCCAGAGCCUGACCCAGCUGUGAAUGCAGACAGCCAAGCUACCACUCUGCUAGCCGUGGCCUCCAUGAAGAAACUCCUGGAGGAAUCACUUAGCACUGUGACAGAGUGUAAAAGUCAGCAGACUGACAUUAAAAAAGAGUCUACGGAAGAGGCUUCAGAGCCAGAGGUGAAGCCACAUUUACCUCAGCUCUUUUAUGAAAAGGAUGAGGUGGCUCCUAUUGCAGAAGACCUGAUGCUUGAGAUAAAAAGCUGGCCGCCAGAUACUGAUGCCUUGGUACAAGACGGCCCUCAUGUUGAUGACUCAUUGCAGACUAGUGAGACACUUCCGCUUCUUCCUACCUCCAGUGAGGUAGUCCUGUAUCACACCUGUGAGCACUCAUCCCAAAUCCAUUCUAACUUCAUAGUAAACCCCUCCAAGGAAGCCUCUGAAAGCCCAUCUUCACCACGCCGAACCCCAAGGCUUCGCACCAAAAAAGCAGGCCAUCAAAACUGCUGUUCGCCGGAGCCGCCAAAGCUACAUCACCUGCCCAUGGAGCAACUCCAACCACAGCAGCAACACAGUGAACAACAGUGCCAGGCACAAGAACAAUGCCAGAACAGCAAUCUGCCAUCAGCACAAACAUAUCGCAGUGUGGUGAUGGAGCACAGCGGUUUGACCAGCCUGCAGAGGAAGAGGGAGUACUGGAAGCUGAUGAAGAGGCAGCAAAGGGCCAGGUCAAAGGCCAGGCAGAAAGAAAGACAGGGAGAAUGCAGCAAUCGGCUUUCCCAGAAAAACAGCCAGGAUCCAGGUCUUGUUAUAGUCAACACUAUUAAUGGUGUAAAUCAGCCCAAGCUAUCCGUUGCUUCUCUGACUGCACUGACCAGUAUCCCUACGAUGCUGGUUGUUAGCCCUACAACAUGUAAUAUUGAACCUGACACACUCCAGGUCAAAUUGCCUGUCACCAGUGUCUCCAGUUCAAACAGAAGUGAGCAGAACAACAUGAAUGUUGGGGCUUCACAGAUCAUGUCCACUCCAGAGAAUCAGCAACAAGCCAUGCCAGGGUCACCAAAGUGGAUGUCUAGAAGCACAGAUGUAGACUCAGCCCCCUCCCUACCCACUCUGAAGCCCCCAGACAACCCACUCUCCAAGAUCAACCUACAACCCAUUGAACCCCCUGGUCAAACUCCACAUUCCACCCUGAGUCCAAUAAAAAUCCCUUGUGCCCAACUUCAGAGCCCCACAGAUGUGACACAAUCUCCCACCAAGCUGGCACCUACAAGCACCAUGGUCCCACCAAAGCCCAUCCCUGGGGAGUCCGAAGAGGAUUUUCUGCGGAGGAAGCGGGAGUACUGGAGGAUAAAAAAGAAGGAGCAGAGAGCCAGGAAGGCCAAUCAGCAUAAGGGAAUCACCCCAAGGAGAGCCUCCAACAACUGGAGACCCAUCCUGCCUGCCCAGGACCUACAAACACAAGACUCUGGUCAGUGGGUGAGCUCCUCUGAGGAGUCAGAACAUCUAAUGAGCACUUCAGUGGAUACCGACCUGGGAUCCUUUCAAUACUCACAUUACACAGCACCAGUAGAAGAUGAGUCUGAGCUUCUGUUCGCUGACUAUGAGAAUAAUAAUGGCGAGGAAGGUCCUGUCUCUGUUGCCGUGUGGAGGAACCGCUACCUCAUGGACUACGAUCCGCUCAACCAGCUGCUGGUGUGCAUGGUGUGUGGGGAGCUGCAGUACUCCCACAGCCUGGAGGGAGUGAGGGCCCAUAUUGAUGAGGCCCACCCGGACACCAUGACCCUGGAGCCCGUGGAGCAACAGCGAAUACUGGAGGCCUGGGACGAGCAGGUAUCCCAGCGGGAACGCUUCUUCACCAGCCAGCUCCAGCAGCAUAGCGGGGCCUUGGCAGAAGCACACAGGAACUGAUGAGCAGAGGAGAUGCCUGCAGGAGACAGCUGAAGACCAGGAGACAAAACCCACGCUUCUUUAUUAUCUUAUUUAUUUAUUGUCAUUUUUAUCACUUUGUUUACCUUCAGAGGAAGUCGUCUUGAAAAUUAAUGCUCUAGAGGGAACAUUCACCCCAAAAAGCAGCUUUACCUCAUUUCCUGCCGGGGUUGUAAUGUGAGUUUAUGAAAGUCAAUAUGGCUGUUAUUUAUACUGAAGCUGCCACAACUGAGAUUUUGUGAUAAUAUUAUUUAAAAUAUUUAAAGGACAGGUCCGACAUUCUGGGAAAUACAGUCUUCAUGCUACGCUAGGCUUCCUGGACCUAACUAGGACGGGGAGUUCAAUCAAAUUUUUAUUUUCAAUUUAAAUGUUGACCUCCACAGAUAUAAAAACAAGAUAUUCAAAUCUAGCGGCUGGCGAACUUCUCCUCUUCUCUUAGUUGAACAACUUACAUAUUAUUUAUACUUUUUCUGACUCACUGUUGGUUGAAGUCACUGCAACAUCCGACAGUUGAAUGUCUCUCCUCUAAUGUCUCUGCUCCGUGUGUGUGUGUGCUAAACCUUACUCUGUAAUGGACACUGAAUACAUUUCAUUUUCAUUUUACUUCCUCAAAUCAAUUAUUCCUUUAAAUUUGGCCAACAGCUAUAGCAUAAUCCGAAUCUCUCUGAAAACAGCAUUUAGACCCUCAGAGGAGAAGGAAACCUCUAACAUUUGCUGAACAGCGGCCACAGAGGACAAUCGCAUGAUCAUAGCAAUUUUUCCUCAUUUCCCAAGAUUCUCUUGAGGCAGUCAGGUCAUUAAGGAAUACAAUGAAACAUUUAAAUGAUUUAUCAGGUUUUGAAGGAUGUGUUUCCAUAGCUCUUGUCAGAAUCACAUCUGAGUUGAACAACACUGACAUAUUUAUAUCUGAUGGUUACAAUAAAUUAUACAGUAAAUUUAAAUAGAACCACCAUAUCAGCCAGCUAUAAGAAAAGAAACGGUGUCUCUCUCACACACACACACACACACAACUCGAGAGUUCAAGAGUUUGUAGGUUCUGAUAGUGGCUAUAUAAUUUUGUUUUCUCUGCACUUUUGGCAGGCAGACAUUCAGGUCUAAAACUGUUCUAGACCCUUGUUAGUUCUUGGAUUGUUGCAUGGGCGUCUGGAGCUGUUCCACAUGUUAUUGUAUGUGGUUCUGCAACACGUUUUCCAAAUCCAGGACCUUGCAUAUAUUCAAUGAUGACAACUUUUUGUAUUGAGGCACCUUUUUUACAGUCACUUUCCCAUCUCUUGCAGUUCAUAUCAUCUUAACCAUGUGACAUGAAACAUCAACAUUCUGCACUGUAAAUACACAACAUACGAAAGUGGUUAUGAGAUGCCAAAUGUAUCUUUAACUGUGCUGUUUCACAAUGUUUUGAGCUACUUUAUUAUUUAUUGAAUCUCCUCUUAUAUAGGCCUAAUGAUUAUUGAUGAUGCGUUGUUCAUAUCCGUAGAUAGUUCCAUGUUAGAGAAGUUUCUCAUUUGUGAGUACUGAGGGUCCAAAGGCUUUCCUGCAUGAGUAGUAAAUGGAUGAACAGUUAUAUAGCAGAGAUGAACUCUGGAAUGCAUUCCCAUGUUUUUGUAUGAUUUUCACUAAGAGUAAAAUGCUGAAAUAAUCUUCUGUUUGAGCACAAAGCUGUGGCGGUCGGUAAUGCCUGGAGAAACUGCCUGCACAGCUACAACACAGUGGGAAUGGCUGGAUGUGACCAUGCUAUUAUACCUCUGAGAAUGUAAUUCUGACUUGACUUGUUUACCAGUUCAAAGGGAAUGUUUAAAUGCCUUUUCAGUAAUAAACCUUUUCUACCUUU
This is a messenger RNA of Micropterus dolomieu (smallmouth bass), 6663 nucleotides long. RefSeq lists its product as uncharacterized. Lineage: Eukaryota; Metazoa; Chordata; Actinopteri; Centrarchiformes; Centrarchidae. The coding region runs from base 408 to 4817 and encodes 1469 amino acids. The transcript has 7 exons. The record is from RefSeq and is a predicted model, not a curated record. Gene Ontology annotation, biological process: negative regulation of DNA-templated transcription.